UUUCUUUUAAUUUAAUGUUUAUAACACUUUGUAAACUACAAAUGUAAAUAGAUUUAAAGUGAAAAUAAAAUAGUUAGAUGUAGAAUGGCAGAAGAAAAUGAAAUUUCAUCACAACAGAAAUUCGAAACCACUGGAGAGAUUACGAAAGAAAUGGAGGCUGAUAUCAGCCGCUAUUUUGAAAAUGCAUCUCGCACGAUUUUCGACGAGAUUGUUUCACCUAAGAAAGAAGAUUUCUUUGACAUGCAAAGAAGUUCAGGAAGUAGAAUUCCAGAUUUCGAAUUAUUAACAGAUCAAUCAAAUGAAUUUUUAAAAAGUAAUUCAUUGCUCGGUAAUGAACGACUCGAUCAUAGUGGCACAAGUGAUGUACACAGAGAUGCAUGGGUACCUUCUGAACAAACAAGAAAAAUUCUACGAAGUGUUGCCACAUCAACUGCUGGGACUACAUUCCUCGACAGAGAAAACUUAACUAUGCCAGGGCUUGCAGUUCAGGGAGAUAUGCCAAAUUUAAUUAAGAGUACUGUUGUACGUUUUCUAGGUGAAGAUGAAAAUAUGCAGAGACAUGUACUUACUGCUUCUGAUGUAACUCAAGAUGAACGUGGUUUAAGGAGAUUAAUACAAGCUGGUUGUUAUAAAGCAGCAAUAAAUUUAUCAGGAAGAUUAUUAGCAGUGUAUGCUCAAGGAUAUGGCAAGAUAAAUCAACCUAGUAAACAUUCUCCACAUUCCUUGCAACUAUGGUAUACACGGCUAGCUUUGUUAACUAAACUCAAGCAAAUUGAUAUUUUAGAGAAUGAGUCUAAACCAUUUGGUAAUCUCGAUAAGCCAGACAUGUAUUUUACAUUUUAUCCAGAACUUUAUGGUACUAGACCAGGUUCUAUGGCUUCCUUUUCCUUUAGAUUGCUUUUGGCUGAGAUUCCAAUGUAUUGUGGGAAACCAAAACAAGCAUUGGAUAAUCUUUACAAAGUUUUAGCAACAGUGAACCAAAUUAUAGCUAAUUUUAGUUCUGGAUUCAAUGGAGAUGGAUCACGUGUUAAAAUAAAUCCUGCAGAACAAGAGGAUGCUAUUAGAUUGUGGAAAGGCAGAAGAUCCAGAGUUUUUAUAUCUAUCACUAACUGUGCAGUUAGUAUGAAAAAUUAUGUAUUGGGUAUAGAUAUUUUAGAAAGACUUUGUGAAUCUGCAGAUUGGACACCUGAACAAAUGGAUGCAUUGAGAGCCAGCAUAGGUAGAUUGCAUUUAUUUUUAGGAGAUGUUUCAGCAGCAGACAAAUUUUUAAUCAAUUUACAUAAAAAGGACAGUGGUCCUACUGUUCAGGAGUUAACAGACAGAGGAUUAAUGGCAGUAGCUCACAAUUCUUUCCAGGAAGCAUACAAGUGUUUCCAAGCAGCAGAAACAUUAGAUCCAUCAAAUAUUACAUUAAUUAACAAUAUGGCUGUUUGUCUCUUAUAUACAGGUCAGUUGAAAGCAGCAGUACAUUUGUAUGAAAGUAUGAUAACAAGAAAUCCUGUAAAAAGUCUGCAAGAACCUAUACUAUUAAAUAUAUGUACCUCUUAUGAAUUGCAUACAACUCAUUGUAAACAACCAAAAUUACAUUUAUUGAGUCAAUUGAACAGAUAUAAAGGAGAUGCUGUAGAUAUACAGUGCCUGAAACUUCCUUUAAAUUGAAAUCAUUGCUUUCGUCCAUGUACAGUAUAUGAUAGGUCGAGGAUAAAACUUAAAAUCUGUUAUUUAAUUAUUAAAAUGGUUGAA
Messenger RNA from Eufriesea mexicana, 1743 nucleotides. Its product is annotated as trafficking protein particle complex subunit 12. Gene Ontology annotation, cellular component: TRAPP complex; Golgi apparatus. The record is from RefSeq and is a predicted model, not a curated record. The coding region runs from base 85 to 1659 and encodes 524 amino acids. Gene Ontology annotation, molecular function: protein binding. NCBI's taxonomy places the organism in Eukaryota, Metazoa, Arthropoda, Insecta, Hymenoptera, Apidae. The transcript has a single exon.